GACAUUUAGUGACAUUUUAAUUCUUCUCAGUUCGCGUUAUUUUUGUGGCUUUUUGUUUUUUACCAUGAAUAAAAGUAAAAAUGAUGUGGUUAGAAAAAUGGGGGAGGACCAAAUCUAUACCGUGAAGGAACCUGUGCGUGUUACGAAAUGUGAUUUAAUUGAAUAUCAAUUAAAACAAAUGGGCAGAGAGGCAUGUUUACAUCGAAUUAUAUAUGCUGGUUACCAUUUCUUUAAGGAUUUCAUGGGCGCGAGACAAUUCUUUGAGGACAUCUAUGACAAUGUUAAUAGUCAAUAUUGUGAAGAUCCGCUUACAGGAUUCCUUAUAUAUUAUCCCAAAAUUUUUAUUAUAUUAGUAGAAGGAUCACAUUUAUCACUUAGUAAACAUUUUUCUGACAUACUGAAAAAUUUGGAAGUACGUUUUUCAAAAGUAAAAAUGUUUUUAUAUAUAUCGAAUAUAAAUCAGAGGUUUAACGAAACUUGGGACAGUUAUACAGGCACAGCCCCUAGCCGAAGGGAGAAAUUUGAUCCAGAAGCUGAUUUAUCGUCCACUAUGUUCCAUCUGAAAUGCUGCAUCAGGAAGUUAUAUUCGGUUUAUUUAAAUUACAAUGAGGAACAACUAAAUAAAUCAAUUCCAAAAAAAGCAUCAGAAAUUAGAAUGUUACGGCAAUCUACUACCAACCUUCCUUCGACUGUAUCUAUACUUUUGCCAGAAAAUGAACUUCUCGAUUUUCUACUCAAAAGUAGGCAUCUGCAGGAUUUCAAGUAUUUUUGCUAUAUGUGGAAUACACCAUGUCCCUUAGAUCAAACUAGGGACUGUAUAUGGCCUUACCCGUCCCGACUAACCGCAACAAAUAUUCUCAGCGAAGACUAUGAUAUUGUUUGUGAAUUACCAAAGUUCAAAAGGUCAUUAUUUGACAGCAAGUUAGAAAUUAUAACCAGGAAAAAACAUUCAUCUAAUCAAAAAUGGUUCACAAAUUCAAGGAUGAUUGUCAAUCAAUCACUAACGGCUUUGAAAUACAAUUCGAGAAAAUCAAUGCCAAGUUUAACAACAACAAAUUAAUUAGUGCGGUGGUUCAUCUAAAAUAAUUCAUUUAAAGUGGAGAUAUAAUAAAAUUUGAAAUAACAAAAA
Molecule: messenger RNA, 1129 nt
Organism: Aethina tumida (small hive beetle)
Lineage: Eukaryota; Metazoa; Arthropoda; Insecta; Coleoptera; Nitidulidae
Exons: 6
Coding region: 65-1060 (331 amino acids)
Molecular function (GO): FAD binding; blue light photoreceptor activity
Source: RefSeq, a predicted model, not a curated record